AGGCAAGGGCUGCCUAUAUAAGCAGGGCAGUUUGGCUGCUGGAGGUCAGAUAGCAACAUUGCCUGGUUGAAGGGCUGUUGAGGAUGCUCCAGAGCAUCUCUCUUUGGAAUACUUUCAAAGUUAUGACCUAGAAUUCCUGAGAGGUGAAAGGGGAAAAUGAGCUGUACCUCAUGGAGAAAGAAGAGGAGAACAAUCAAACGUUCAUCAUGGAAUUCAUCCUCCUGGGAUUUGGGAAUGUCCAUCAAUAUCGUGUACUUCUCUUCCUGCUAUUUCUAGUGAUCUACAUGGUGACAGUGUCUGGGAACGUGCUCAUCAUUGUUCUGGUUGCAGUUGAUCAGCGCCUUCGCACUCCCAUGUACUUCUUCCUGGGGAAUUUGUCCUGCUUGGAGACCUUCUACAUCUCCACCAUCCUGCCCAGGAUGCUGGCCAGCUUCCUCAGCGGGGACAAGACCAUUUCGGUUAGGGGCUGCAUUGCACAGUUCUAUAUAUUUGAUUGUCUAGCAGCUACAGAAUGCUAUCUCCUACUUGUGAUGUCUUAUGAUCGGUAUUUAGCAAUAUGCAAACCCCUGCUCUAUCCAAUGCUUAUGAAUGGCAGGGUUUGUCACUGGCUAGCAGCUGGGUCAUGGAUAGGAGGAGUUCUGCUUGCUUCGGCCAUUAUGUAUUUUACAGCACAGCUAACUUUCUGUGGCCAUAAUGUCAUUGACCACUUCUUUUGUGAUCUCACCCCAAUACUAGAGCACUCCUGCAGUGACACCAGUAUGGCUACUUUGGUGAGUUCUGUUGUCUCCUUUCUUGUGGAAAUUUCCCCAUUCCUGUUAACCAUGACCUCCUAUGUUUGCAUCAUAGUUGCCAUCUUGAGAAUCCCUUCCAGCAGUGGGAAGAAGAAGGCAUUUUCCACCUGUUCCUCUCACCUUCUUAUGGUGACAAUUUUCUAUGGCACCCUCAUAACUGUCUAUUUGUCCCCAAAUGCCAGCUCAGUUGGGGGGAAUCUGAACAAAGUGUUCUCAGUUUUCUAUACUGUCCUCACUCCCAUGGCCAAUCCUUUCAUUUACAGCCUGAGAAACAGAGAGGUGAAGGAUGCCUUGAGAAAAACCUUUAGCAAGAUAUGGCCUUCAUAAAAUGUUGAGAGUUGAAUGGAAUAAAGAUCAACCGAAUGUUCCUUCUUAAUGGUGCUGUGUUGAGGUUACCCUGUUGGAGGGCUUCUGUAUACACAAUAUAUUUGAAUAGAUGGAAUUAUUAAAGCUUAUUGCUCUGGAGAGAAAUGUUCAUUUUUGAUCCAAAAAGCAGGGAGGCGGAAAGGAAAUCUCAGAAUCAUUUUUAUCUUGGGGGUUGAGGGAAUCACUUUUCCUAAUCUUAGAUAGGAACUGAUUAAAAUCAUUUAAAAAAUGUACAGCCCCUCACUGAGUUAGAAAGAGAUAUCCAGCUUGCAUUGAAAUAUCCCCUGCUUUCCAGGGGCUACUUCCAUUUACUGUGAAAAUCAUGCCUGCCCUAUAGCUUCAGCUUCCAGCUGCUGGUCUCUUCAAACACUCCCAAUAGGAUUAAAAAUCAUAGGUUCACAGAUCUAAGGCCAGGAGAUAUUAUAAUCAGCUGCUCAGACCUCCUACCCAACACAGCCUGUAAGACUUCUCAGGCCAAAUCCACAAUCCAAAACAAAUCCCAAUCGGUUGCUUUCUAAACCAGGUGUCUAUCUAUCCUGGGGGUUUUCCUGUUCUUUGCCUUCAAAAUUCUCUAGGCAGCUAAGGCCUGAUCCUAUUCCAUCUAUUAGGUGCCUGUAGCUACCUCAGUUUGAUCCUAUUUCACCCUGAUCAAGCCCCUAAAAGUCUGCGAGUACAAAAUGUGGCUAGGUUCUCCUCCUCACUGCACUUUUGUGACUCAGUUUAAGGGUAAGAUAAAGGCACCUUCCAAAAGCAGAGCAUUAAUGUUUUUUCAGGGACUCAAACAGGGAAGUGUAGAAUUACUUUUAGGAAGGAAUUUAUAUUUCCCUUUGUGUGCCCAAAAGGCAGUUCUCCAGCCAUUUAAGCCUGCAGGUGUAGACUGAGCAUGUACCAGUAGGCUACCAACAAGGCUCAUUCAUGUGUACAUACCUGAGCAUAAGUCUAAGGAAAAAGCAGGAAGCUGAGUAGAGGAGGCAGAGAUUCCUAGCUUUUCCUAGUAUUUUCUGCUACUUUGGGAACAAGGUUUCAGGUACAAUUUGGGGCCUCCUCCCAUACAGCACACCACCUAUAUGCCUAAGCCACCUGCUUUCUAGCCAGGCCUCUUCUCCCUGGCUUCAUAGAUCUCUUUCUUUGCAGCCCAGGGACCAGAUUCAAAAGGAGCAUUGGAGAAGGGCCUGGGUAAUGACUAAUUUGGGUAGUAUGGCGGCGAGCAGGUUGCGAUGGGAAAUGAGAAAGGGAACGUUCCUGAUCAGAUGCAUCUUGGGAUCCCAGAGCACGAGCUCACAACAGCUGUACAGUGUUUACAAGCUGCCUGCAGCACUGCAUGUGAUUAAUACCCCAUCUAAACCUUUACUCACCAGAAACUGUUGUUUGCCACAAUCAAAACA
Alligator mississippiensis (American alligator) is the source of this 2542-nucleotide messenger RNA. RefSeq names its product olfactory receptor 6B1-like. The coding region runs from base 171 to 1118 and encodes 315 amino acids. Gene Ontology annotation, biological process: G protein-coupled receptor signaling pathway. Gene Ontology annotation, cellular component: membrane. Gene Ontology annotation, molecular function: olfactory receptor activity; G protein-coupled receptor activity. The transcript is spliced from 3 exons. The record is from RefSeq and is a predicted model, not a curated record. Lineage: Eukaryota; Metazoa; Chordata; Crocodylia; Alligatoridae.